AUGCAAUGGUACGAAACAAUAAAAGCACGAAUAAACUACAAUGAAUGGAGUACUUUCAAAGACCAGCUACAACAAUAUUUCGCAAACAAAUUCACCUUGCCAGAACAAGGAGCACAAACAUCAAUAAUAUCAGAAUCCACUACUCAAUUAAAUAAUGAUGAACAACUGCAAACAAUCUUAGAAAAAAUGACCAUAAAUGAAUGGUUGGAAAAACAAAUUGACAAAAUUCCAGUCUACCAUACAAAAAUGAAUGCAACGACCUGGCUACGGCAACUUAUAGAAAACUUUAGUAAACUGCAAUUAAACAACAGCCAAAAAUUAUUUUAUACAUCAGAAUUAUUGAGUCCGGAAGUUUACCUCUGGUUUGUGCAAAAGAAGUCUAAGUUACCAGAUUUUUCCACAUUUUGUGAAGAAUUUUUGCUACAAUACGAUACAACAUUAUCCAAAACAAGAAAUGAUUUGGGUACUUCUAUUUCAACGGAACGGGCACCGGUGGAGACAGUUACUUAUUUAAAGGGAUGUUCACCAGAGAUACGAAAAGCCUUUAUACAAGACAUUAUAAAGAAUCCAAAAGUGUUUCAUGGCGCGAAAGAAAAUGUUGUCACCUGGCUAGAACAGGUAGAACAGCAAUUUACAUUAGCGGAAUGGUCGAAUGAAACAAAAUUGAAAUAUGUUUCAAAUCAAUUGAAGGGAGAUGCAUUGGUGUGGUUUAACGAACUGAAAGAUAUGUUUACAUCAUGGUCCGAAUUCGUUGAAGUAAUUACGAAAGCCUACACAUCACCAUACAAGCAUGAUUUGGCUUUUACACGUUUAGAACACUACAAACAAAACACUAACCAAACUGUUCGGCAAUAUUAUGUUGAAAUUAUCAAACUAUGUAAAGAAGCAGAUCCAACGAUGUCCGAUACAACAAAAUUAAGACAUCUGUUCUCUGGAUUGGAUCCAACAUUACAUUACGAAGUAAGGAAGAAAAAUCCAACUACGCCGAAACAAUUUUUGGAAUUCGCUCAAUUUGAAGAAGCUCUUAAGAGUUUAAUCAGCACAACUGAUAACAAUAAAUUACCACUGACACAACCGCUACACAACCAAUCAUUUUACAAUUCAGUACAUGAAAAUGUACAAAAUAACAGCAAUCGAUUACCGUAUAAUCGACAAUACAGAAUGAAUUCUCAACUUCAGCAAGCGUCAGAGUAUUAUCCACCUUGUUCUAAUAAUCCGGAAAACAACAAUCUUAUUAAACCAAAUCAACAGCAAAAACGUUCAAACUGUUGUUAUGUAUGUGGUGCUUCCGACCAUUGGGCUCGGAACUGCACUCGUUUUCAAUAA
Messenger RNA from Didymodactylos carnosus, 1326 nucleotides. The record is from the annotation of a GenBank genome assembly. Lineage: Eukaryota; Metazoa; Rotifera; Eurotatoria; Philodinida; Philodinidae.